AUUUCAUUGGAAGUCGAACUCUGAAUUAAGACGCAUCGCUACCAAAUUUGACAAAUUUUUCUUUUCAUUUGAUUUAUUUUCCCUUCUCAAUUUUUUGCUUUUUUUGUCAUUUUCUCUAAACAAUAAUGGAUGGGGAUUUGAAUUUGUUCGAUGGCGGCGAGUUUGUUAUGGCCGAGUUUGAAUGCGAUGCCGAAUUGCUCGUGGAUCGCAGCUGUGAACUGGAACAAGGCGCCACUGUUCUGGUGGCCAAUGAGAGCGAUGGCGUUUUUAACUAUGAGGAUCUCAGUCAGUUUUUUGGCAUCACGAAUGGGAUACAGAUGGAAACAGAGGAUGCCGUUGAGCGUACACUGGCGGAUCCGGAUUUGAAGCAAAUACUACAGGAAGCCGAUGAUAAGGUUGACUUUGAUCCGGAAGCGGAGCGGGAAAAGUUGCGUGAUUUCCUUCAAGUGCCGACUGCUACGUUGAAGCAACCGGUGAGCAUCAUCAAGUGUUCCAAUUGCAAUGGUCUCUUCCAUUCUGUUGCCUUUCAAGAACAUCGCUGUGAAGUCAACGCAAAGCCAGCAAUUGCAGCUGCUACUCCAAAGCAACCACCAGUUGCCAACAUAGAGAAACCUGUGCAGCCCAAGAAACUGCCCAGUGAACGCAUUCUCAUCGAGAAUCAGGUCCGCAUACGUCGGUAUGUCAAAGAAGAGCUCAAAUACGAUCUGGAGACGGGCGUCGACAGUUCCAAGGUGAAGAAGUCCGCCUCUAAAGGUCCCAACGAGUGCAACAUAUGUGAUCGUAAGUUUGUACACGCUUCCGGUUUGGUGCGUCACAUGGAGAAGCAUGCUCUGGAUUUGAUACCCACACAGUCAAAUGUACCUCACUCGGCACUCUCUGCGUUGGGACUGCUCGUUGUUCUCGAGUGUAAUAAAUGCGGUCGCGUCUUCUACGAUGUCAAAAUAGCACUCGAACACAUUUCCGUGCAUUAUCCAUUGCUGCCGAAAGCAAAGAAGUCCACAACAGUGCAAGAAACUGAAGCGGAUUUGAAGCGUCAACUGAGUGCGCUGUCCGUUGAGGGAAAUCAGCUGCUUGCGGUCAGCAUGCAGCUGGAUAAGCUUCAACGCUAUGAGCAUGAAUUGUUCUCCUCGCUCAUUUUGAGUCAUGUGCUUCAAUGCGAGUUUUGUGAUUACAUCUUUGCGGAUGUCAAAUUAAUGCUAAAGCAUGAGGCAACUCAUUUGCCUGAACGUCGUUUCGAGUGUUUCGCUUGUAGCCUGGUGAUGACCACCGCCAAGGAGGCCAGUGUGCAUUAUCAAACUGAUUGUGUUUAUAUGAGGGAAGGUCUUAAGCAGUUGCAGAUGUGUCCCAAUCGCUAUUUUGUCUGCAAUGUGUGCGAACUCAAGUUUGCCAAUGUGGAGUUGCUCCAAGAACAUCGUUACAGUGCCUAUCACUAUUAUCCGCGUCUCAGUGAGUCCGGGAAGCGUAUGAUUCUGCCCUGUGAUUUUUGUGCCAGCAACUUUGAGUAUGCCCAUGAAAUACAGCCGCAUUACGAAGAGAAGCAUCUAAAUAAAAAGAAGCGUGAGAAGGAGUUGCGCAAUAAUAGUGGAAAUGCUGGCGGCAAUGCUGCAGUUGGUCGCUUACGGCAAUAUCUUUGCGAUAUUUGUGGCAAAUCCUAUACACAAUCGAGCCACUUGUGGCAGCACUUGCGUUUCCAUCAGGGUGUCAAGCCCUUCGUUUGCGAUGAGCCGGGAUGUGGGCGUAAGUUUACCAUACGUCCGGAUCUCAAUGAUCAUACCCGCAAAUGUCACACGGGCGAAAGGCCGUAUCAUUGUUUGGUGUGUGGGAAGCGUUUCCUCACAGGCUCCGUAUUCUAUCAGCAUCGUCUCAUCCAUCGUGGUGAGCGUCGUUAUGAGUGUGACGAAUGUGGAAAGCGUUUCUAUCGUGCGGAUGCCUUGAAAAAUCAUCAACGUAUACACACCGGCGAGAAGCCAUAUGAUUGUCAAUACUGCACCAAAACGUUUCGGCAGCGUGGCGAUCGGGACAAACAUGUGCGAGCGCGUCAUUCGCAUUUGGAUGAGAAUGCCAGGUUGAUGAUGCGAAUGCAAAAACUUGAGCUGGAAACUGCGGCUGCACUCAAGGCUAAGCAAAUGCAGGAGGGCAGCAGGGAUGGUGAAUUUCUCACGGAUGGCAGCACGUUGACAUCUGGGAUGUUGGCGGAUCAACAGUACGACAUGGUUGAACUAGAUCCGAAUGAUUUCUGUGAUGCAGCUGAAUUCGAGCAAGUGGAAAUUGCGACUGAUAAUACGGACUAUGAGGUGAUAUCGUAUGAGCCUGAGACAAUGGAGACGGUUGAGGUGCCACAGUUUGCGAAGAAAAACGCUAGAGUUGUUGUGGUUGAAAAUAACGCUGCCCAACCGUUUUAUUUCUAAUUAGUUUAUGUAUCAUUGUAUCUACCGCCAAUAAGACGGUUUCAAAUAUAUACGUGCAGUGUGGCCAGCGCUGCUAAUAA
This is a messenger RNA of Drosophila nasuta, 2488 nucleotides long. It is a transcript of the gene topi, whose product is annotated as matotopetli. Gene Ontology annotation, molecular function: DNA-binding transcription factor activity, RNA polymerase II-specific; RNA polymerase II transcription regulatory region sequence-specific DNA binding. The coding region runs from base 126 to 2408 and encodes 760 amino acids. The transcript has 3 exons. Gene Ontology annotation, cellular component: nucleus. The record is from RefSeq and is a predicted model, not a curated record. NCBI's taxonomy places the organism in Eukaryota, Metazoa, Arthropoda, Insecta, Diptera, Drosophilidae. Gene Ontology annotation, biological process: regulation of transcription by RNA polymerase II.